Messenger RNA from Micromonas commoda, 1426 nucleotides. RefSeq lists its product with no specific name. NCBI's taxonomy places the organism in Eukaryota, Viridiplantae, Chlorophyta, Mamiellophyceae, Mamiellales, Mamiellaceae. The transcript has a single exon. Bases 85 to 1365 code for a protein of 426 amino acids. The record is from RefSeq and is a predicted model, not a curated record.
GUGGCGUGGAGCGCGUCAGCUAAUAAGAAACCCGGCACUCUGGACGCGCUCAGGGAGUACGACGAGGACGAGGAGAACCCGAACAUGACUGCCGAGGAGCGCGCGAGGAAGAUGGUCGCAGCCGCGGUGGAGGAGAAGCUGAGAGCGGGCGAGUCCGCCAACAAGGUGGGACUCACCCCAAAGGAGCGCUUGGGACCCAUGGGCGUGCUCAAGGAGGAGGUCACCAACGCCAACGCCCGGGCUCGGCGCCUCGAGACCGCGCUGCAGCGGAGGGACCAGGAGGUUGAGGAGCUGAAGGCGCGGGUCAACCAGCUCGCUCGGGAGCGAUCGGCGCUCGCGACCCUUAAGACUCGGCAGCUGGCCAACUCCGCCGAGGUGACCGAGACGGCGGCGGCGGUGGCCAAACGCCUGACCGACUCCCCGGACCCCAACGAGCGCCCGAGAACUCCCAAGAACUCGGCCGGCCAGCCGCUGAGCCUCAAGACCCGCUGGCACGCGCUCGAGAUGGAGGCGCGGCGGGGCGACAAGCGCCUGUUGCUGCUGCUGAGGUCGUACAAGCAUAUGGAGACGGAGUGUGCGGAUUACCAGCGGAUGAUGGAAACCGCGAGGCAGGGAGAGGAGUUCGCGAGGAACGAGCUGAGGGCGACGAAGGAUGCGUUGGAGGAUGUCUCCAAGAAUUACGCCGCCGCCGAGGAGUUGCUCAACGAGGCGCAGGAGAGGGAGGACAAGCUUGGCGAGAAACUGAAGAAUGAGCGCGAGCAGAGGAAGCAGCUGGCGGCUGAGCUCAGGAUUUUACGCGCGGAGAAGGAACAGAACGACGAGGAGUUCAAGCGGUUCAAAGACCGCAAGAACGAGCUGCUGGAGCGCACGGUGAAGCGGGACCACCAGAUAGACAAGAUCAACAAGAAGCUGUCCGAGACGGCUGCGGAGCGCGACGCCGAACGGAAGGAGCGCCGCAAGCUCGAGGAGGAGAUCCUGAGGGUGGAGCAGCGUAUGUCCACCCUGCGCAGACGGAACAAGAGCCUAGAGGUUGGCAACCAGCGGUCACGCGACGAGGAGGUUGAGGAGCUUCGCGCGAGCGUCUCGCGACUCUCCAUGGAGUGUCAGAUCAAAGAGGAGGAGUGUCAGAUGCUGGCGGGGAUGGUGUCCAAGGGUGGGGCCCACAGCGUCAUGAAGAGCGGAGGAUCCGUGUCUCGAGGCGGUGUCGCAUCGGUGGCGCGCGCGUCGGCUCCAGCUAGGGGAUCGCCGCUCGGCCUGGGUCCCGGCGCCGGCCUCGCGCCUCGAAGCCGAGCUCGAACAUCCGCACCCGAAGCGUUAAAAAACGGCGACGCCCUGUACGAGGAGUUCGCCUCGGCGUUGCGGUGACGGACGUCGAGUCGUGAUAGCUGCUAGGUGUAAAUCUAAUUGAAUGCGAGCUACUCGCGCU